AUGGUCAUACCUGCAUAGUUUUUUGACUCACAAAUCUAGGGUGGAUGGUACAUACAUAGGUGGUACCUACUGCCUGAAUAUAGUAGGGGUUUUUCCAAGCCACUAUGGCCGGAAUACGAAUCUCUAUCCGUUUAUGGGAUGUUAAGACAGAAUAAUAAAAAGCCAAAAUAGAUGGUCAUUCAGAUAGGGUAUUUUCAAUUUGUUCCUCUCCUGAUGGUACUACAUUAGCAUCUGGUAGUGCAGAAUACUCUAUUCGUUUACGGGAUGUUAAGACAGGAGAAGAAUAUGUCUUGUCAGAUAAUUGAUAUAAAAACAUUUUAGCAUAAUUUUAAACUCCAAUUUUUAAUAACAACAAGAUCAAAGAAAGUGGUAUUAAUUAUCAAUUAUUAUUUAGUUUCAUCGAUUAUCACUAUUCUUUUGA
Molecule: messenger RNA, 421 nt
Organism: Paramecium octaurelia
Lineage: Eukaryota; Ciliophora; Oligohymenophorea; Peniculida; Parameciidae
Source: the annotation of a GenBank genome assembly